Opisthocomus hoazin is the source of this 2349-nucleotide messenger RNA. The record is from RefSeq and is a predicted model, not a curated record. Lineage: Eukaryota; Metazoa; Chordata; Aves; Opisthocomiformes; Opisthocomidae.
AUGACGAUGACCAGCCUCCUGCCUUCAGCAGGGGACGGAAACUGCUAUUACAUCCUGACAGAAGACUGCGCCUAUGGCAGCAAGUACUUCGAAGCUGGGAACAUGUGCUUCUGCAGCGAGAGAAGUUACCUGCGCAACUUCUCCGAUGACAGGCCCCCGGCUUGCUUCUUGAAAGUCAUCAUGCUGGAUGACAGCUCCACCGUCACCAUAAACAUAGAAAUCCUUCAGCCUGUGCGCGAGGAGACGGCUGUCUUUCUCCUGCCCAGCAGCAGGAACUACUUCUUGGAGAGGCUGAGCCUUGAAGCAGCUCUGCGGGCCGUGCCAGGCCAAAAAGUAAUGGUGGAAGUCGACCGGCAAUAUUUCCCUGGCACCAUCCGCUACAUCGGGAGCAUUUACAAAAACACUUCGUCUGUGCUGUCUCCGUUUUUCUUCGGGGUGGAGUUACAGGGCGAGGGUGAAAACAGAGGGCGCAGCGAUGGAUCGUAUCACGGCACGGAGUAUUUCAAGUGUAAGCGGAACAGCGGGGUCUUCCUGCCGUUUAGCAGAGUCCAGUUUACUCCCACGCCAGACGAUGACUAUGUGAAACAGAAGCCAAAACUGGACACGGAGGAGGUGGUUCCUGUGAAAGUGGGAGAUGCGGUUAGCUUCUACGUGGAGGAGGUCCUCACAAAAGGAAUAGCUAUGGCUGUUUACCGGGAGGGAACCCAAUGGUUCGUUAAAGUUUGUCCGGAAGAAGAAGGAACAACUGACAUUUUCAGAGAAAUCCCUAUGGACUCUGUCGUAAAGGAAAGCUUGCAAAGUUUAUUUUCACCGUUCGAGUCCGACAUGGGCUUGGGACACCCAAACCAGAUGAAACGAGAGAUAAGCGAGAGUGGUGAGGAGUGUGAAAGUGGGAAUUCAUCCCUGGAGGUGAACUCCAUGGUCCAGAUCACCUUGGACAAGGGAAAUCAGGUUUCAGGAAUCAUCCGCUGGUUGGGCUACCUGCCCCAGAUUAAGCACAAAAUGGCAGGAGUUGAACUGGAUGAAGAUAAGGGGGUCACUGCUGGCGAAUGGCUGGGAAAGUUCUACUUCCGCUGCGCUCCAAAGCGCGGCCUCUUCGUGAAGCUGCAGUCCUGCCAGCCCGACGUUCGCUUCCAGUGCUCGCACAACAGCGAUUUGAACCUCGUGGAUUACGGAGGGCAGGAAGUUCUUCCACAGGCUCCAGAGAAUUUUCCUCCGCUCAGGAACGAAGCAGCGGUGCAUGUCCUACGAGGACGGAUGAAGGGGAUCCAAGGCCACUGUAAUUCUUGCUAUAUGGACGUAGCUCUCUUCAGCCUCUUCUCCUGUACAUCCGUGCUGGACUGCAUGCUCUUCAAGCCCUUCCCACUGUGUGACCGGAACGUCCAGGGCAUUCUGCGGGAUGAGAUUGUUAAUCCCCUUCGAAAGACUGGCUUCGUCAGGGCUGGGAGCGUGAUGCAUCUUAGGGAGCAGCUAACUGAAAAGGGCCAGUGUUCCAGCUUCACCAACGCUGAGAAAGAUCCCGAGGAGUUCCUUAAUCUCAUAAUGCAUCAGAUCCUGGGAAUAGAGCCACUCUUGAAACUGCAGUCAGGAGGCCAGAAGGAGCAGGACUGUUACUGUUACCAGAUAUUUAUGGACAAACAGGAGGAUCUGGUGGUUCCCGACGUGCAGCAGUUAGUGGAACGCUCCUUCCUGUCCUCCGAUCUGAAGCUAGUGGAGAUCCCGUCUUGCUUCAUUAUCCAAAUGCCACGUUUUGGGAAGGAAUAUAAAAUGUUCAGCAAAAUUAUUCCUUCCUUGGAGCUGGAUGUAACAGAUCUGCUUCUGGACAGUCCCAGGGAGUGCUGCGUGUGCGGCAACGUCGCCACCCUGGAGUGUUCAGAGUGUUUCAAAGACAAGGUAUUCGCAGCUACGGGCCUGAAGCAGUUCUGCAGCUCCUGCUCCAGACAGGUUCACUCCCACUACCGACGCAAAACUCACAAGCCGACUAGGCUGCACGUCCCAGAAGAGUUUCACAGCCGGAGCCCCCGGGGCAGCCAGCAGGUCCCUCGCGAGAAGAUGGAGCUCUUCGCAGUGCUCUGCAUCGAGACCAGUCAUUACGUCUCCUUUGUGAAAUACGGCCCCGAGAACGAACACUGGAUGUUUUUCGACAGCAUGGCUGACAGGCACGGUGAUGAGAACGGCUUCAACAUUCCCACUGUAACGCUGUGCCCGGAAGUUGCCAAAUACCUGGACUUGCCACUGGCUGUGCUGGCGUUGGAGCAACCUCGGGACAUGGACGGAGUGGCCAAGCGCCUCUUCUGCGACGCCUACAUGUACAUGUACCAGAGCAAGAAGAUGGCGCUUUACAAAUGA